Cladophialophora yegresii CBS 114405 is the source of this 1128-nucleotide messenger RNA. RefSeq lists its product as uncharacterized. The transcript has 2 exons. The record is from RefSeq and is a predicted model, not a curated record. Lineage: Eukaryota; Fungi; Ascomycota; Eurotiomycetes; Chaetothyriales; Herpotrichiellaceae. Gene Ontology annotation, molecular function: GTPase activity. Bases 1 to 1128 code for a protein of 375 amino acids. Gene Ontology annotation, cellular component: cytoplasm.
AUGCCCUUCGCCCAGGUAGUCAUCGGCCCCCCCGGCGCCGGCAAAUCGACCUACUGCAACGGCAUGCAACAGUUCCUGGGCGCGAUCGGGCGGAAAGCAUCCAUCAUCAACCUGGACCCGGCCAACGAUCCUAUUUCCGCGAACUACACACCGGCGCUCGAUAUUCGCGACCUGAUCUCGCUAGACGGGAUCAUGCGGGACGAGGAGAUCGGGUUGGGGCCCAAUGGCGGGGUUCUUUACGCGCUGGAGGAGUUGGAGGCGGAUAUGGAUACGAUGGACAAUAUGGACAACAGUGACAAGGACAAAGGUGACGGUACCAACGGCGGGGAGUCGUGGUUUGCGGAGGGCCUGAAGAAGUUGGGCGACGAUUACCUGUUGAUCGAUUGCCCUGGGCAGGUCGAGAUCUUUACGCACCACGCGAGUCUGAGGCGCGUGUUGAGUCGGUUGGAGGGGAUGGGAUAUCGUCUCGUCGUCGUCAACCUCAUUGAUUCAUACGCGCUCACGCUACCGAGUCUGUACAUCUCGACGCUACUGCUCUCCUUGCGGAUGAUGCUUCAAUUGGACCUGACGCACGUGAACGUGCUGACCAAGAUCGACAACCUGAACAAGUACCCUCCCUUGGCGUUCAACCUGGAUUUCUACACCGAGGUGCAGGACUUGGAGUUCCUGCUCCCGUACCUGCGGGACGAGUCGCCGCUGUUUCGGACGGGCAAGUUCACGGCCCUGAAUGAGGCGAUCGUCCGCCUGGUCGAAGAGUUUGGGCUCGUGGGCUUCGAGACGUUGGCGGUCGAGGACAAAAAGUCGAUGAUGCAACUGCUAAGAACGAUCGAUCGGGCUGGGGGGUAUGCGUUUGGGGGCGCCGAGGGGGCGAACGACUCGGUCUGGCAGGUUGCUGUUAGGGAGGGCAUGCCCGCGAUGGAUGUCCGGGAUGUGCAGGAGCACUGGAUCGAUCGACGGGACGAGUUUGAUGAGAUGGAACGCAAGGACUGGGAGGAGGAGCAGAAGAGGCGGGAGAAGGAGUGGGAGGAAGGCCGGAUGGUGGAGGGGGAUCAGGAAAUGGGAGAUGUGGACUUACCGCCUGUAAGGGAUGGUGGCGUGAAAGUUGUGAGGAGUGGCAAGAAGUUGUGA